AUGCUGGGUUCUCUUGACGAACCACCAUCUCAUUCUCGAUUCGACAAGAAGCAAGUUCGAAGACUACUCGCCAUUAGUUGGCUCAUGUUCGUCCUCUCGCUUGCUUACUCUGCAAUGGCAGCAGUGCUCCUGUCAUUUCACAGGAACCUGUUCGCUGAUUUAUAUGACUCAAAAUCACGGAAAGAGCAUUUCGGGCUAUGGAUUGUGGUUGCAGGGCAACAACUGCUCAUCUUAGCUGCGUUCGCAGUAAGCGCUCCAGCUGUCAUGGCCUACAUUGAAGACGUUGGGAUAGCUGGAGAGUUGAUCGCCGAUGCGGACACUGGAUUCGGUGGACCUCUCAAUAUCCGACGCACAGUAGAGCUAUAUGAGCACGCAGGCGUUGCUGGUCUGCAUAUCGAAGACCAGGUGUUCCCAAAACGUUGUGGUCAGCUCAAGGGUAAGGACGUUGUCGAUUUGCAGGUGUAUCUCGAACGUGUCAGGAGCGCCGUUGAGGCGAGGACUGAAACAGACUUUUUGAUUAUCGCACGAACCGACGCAAGACAAGCUAAGCACCUCGGUGGGUCGGAAGCGGGCAAGGAGGCUUUCCAUGAGGGUGUCCUGAGACUGAAGGCCGCGCUGGAUGUAGGCGCAGAUAUGGCUUUCAUGGAAAGCCCACGUACAGAAGAGGAGUGCAAGGAAUUGGUAAAGGCAUGCGCGCCAAAGCCAGUGCUUAUCAAUGUCCUGCCACAUGGACUUACGCCGGAUUGUACAACUGCAGAUUGUGAGCGUCUGGGCUUUGCUGCCGCAAUCUACCCUUGUACAGGUUUCAUUCCAGCAAUGCUUGCCAUGCAACGCUCGUAUAAUGGCCUGCGGAAGGAAGGCUCUGAUCUCAAAUAUUGUGGAAACAAUCGAAUCCAGAAUUUCUUCGAGCAAGUGGGGCUCCGGGAGGCUUUCGACUUCGACGCUAGAAUCGAGAAGUUCUCAAAGAAGGAAGUCGAGCAGGCAUGCUCCCAUGAUGAGAGUUGA
Exophiala oligosperma is the source of this 1005-nucleotide messenger RNA. RefSeq lists its product as uncharacterized. The record is from RefSeq and is a predicted model, not a curated record. The coding region runs from base 1 to 1005 and encodes 334 amino acids. NCBI's taxonomy places the organism in Eukaryota, Fungi, Ascomycota, Eurotiomycetes, Chaetothyriales, Herpotrichiellaceae. The transcript is spliced from 3 exons. Gene Ontology annotation, molecular function: catalytic activity.